UUUCUUCUCUGUCACACAACACAAAACAAACAUUACUUACACACAUUUUCUCUCUCAAAAGUACAAUAUUUUUGGUUAUGCUUGAAUUACAAUCUUAUUGAAUUGAAUUCUUCAAUAGUUCAUGUACAUAUAUAGAUAUAUAUAUUUAUAAUUGGGUUUGUAAUGUUUGGUAGAGGUGGUAGUAGUAAUAAACCUUCUGCUGAUAGUUGUGUUGUGUCUGUCGGCGCAAGGUCACUUUCUGUCGGCAUUGUCUCUUUCCACUAUCCAACCAUCAUACAUACAUUCAUAAACUCUUGCUAAGAAGAAAAAAAAUUAUUUUUUUCAUUUCAAUUAAUAAAAUUAAUUAAUUAAUUAAAGUACAAAGAAGAGACAGAGAGGUUUUUUUCUGGGUUUUCAUUGCUUACAGAGUGGCACCACCACCUUUUAGGAAGCAUUUUCGUAUUUCAACUUCAACAAUUGUUUCUGAUCUUAAAAGGGUUUGUUUAUUUUGGUUUUUUUUUGUGUGUGUGCUGAAAAAAAAUUCAUUUUGUGAAACCAUUUUGAUGCAAUUGGUGCAUAUGAGGGAAGAAAGAGGGAGGUUUUUGGUCAAUCUUGAUUUUCGUGACCAGCAUUGGAAGGUUUCUGCAAAGUGUCAUUGGUAAAUGUAUCACAGGCUUUCUCAGAUCCUGCCUCAUUAUUUUGAUUUCACAAAAAGUUGGAUGUAUAAUAGUAGUUGGUGUAAAUUUGUAGAGCAAAAGUGAAGUGAUUUCCAUACCAGAUGUCAAAAUCUCUUGCAGCAAUAAUAGGAGGAGCUGCAGGAGCCGUGGCAUUGGUAGGGAUAUCGAUAAUACUUAUAUGGUUUUAUUUGUUUCGCCAAACAAGUGUUUCUAGGACUUCAGAGACAGGGUCCUCUGAUCCUUCACAAGUUGGUAGACAUGGUGGAAUUGAGUUGCAAAUGCGAGAUACUAGGCGUUUUGCGAUGGAAGAACUUUCACAUGCAACAAAGAAUUUCAAUGACAAAAAUUUAAUUGGAGAAGGGAAAUUUGGCGAGGUUUACAAAGGUUUACUUCAAGACGGAAUGCUUGUAGCCAUCAAGAAGCGUCGCGGAGUCACAAGUCAGGAAUUUGUUGAUGAGGUACGCUAUCUUUCAUCUAUUCAACAUCGGAAUCUCGUAACUCUUAUUGGAUACUGCCAAGAAAACAAUCUACAGUUUCUUAUAUACGAAUAUGUGCCUAAUGGAAGCGUCUCAAGUCACUUGUAUGGCGCUAGUCAACAACCGAGAGAGAAGCUAGAAUUCAAACAUAGACUCUCAAUAGCUCAAGGUGCCGCUAAAGGUUUGGCUCAUCUUCACUCUUUGAGUCCCCGUUUGGUGCAUAAGAAUUUCAAAACAUCUAAUGUUCUUGUCGAUGAAAACUUCAUUUCUAAGGUCGCAGAUGCAGGACUUCGUAAUUUCCUAGCCAGAGUUGAAAUUGUAGGCACAUCUUCUCAAGUUGCAACAGAUGAGAUAUUCCUAGCACCUGAGGUGAGAGAGUUCAGACAAUUUUCUGAGAAGAGCGAUGCAUAUAGCUUUGGGGUAUUUUUGCUGGAAUUGUUGAGUGGGAAGGAAGCAACAGAAUCACCCCAUCCAAACACCAAUCAGAAUCUGGUCGAAUCGGUGUUAAGUAAUCAAAACAACAGCACUAUGAAUACAAUCAUUGAUCAAAGAAUGGAGUGUAGAUUUACAGCUGAAGGCAUGGAAAGUUACAUCCUACUGUUAAUAAGAUGUUUGGAUCCUUCAAGUGAAAGAAGACCUGCGAUGAGCUACGUGGAAAUGGAACUCGAUCGAAUCAUCGAAAAAGAAAUGAACUUGACAACAAUGAUGGGUGAAAGAACACCAACCGUGACUCUCGGAAGCCAAUUAUUCAAAUCAAAUAAAUAAAUAAAAAGACUGUAUUAUUUUCAUAAAUUGUUGCCUAUAUUAUAUUUGUGAAUUACAUAUAGGGCUAGCUGCUUCACAAGUGUAUUAUAAAAAGGAGUUGUAUCUAUCCCUUGUUUUUUUUUCCUGGGCCAAUGAGCAGUUGUAUUCUUUUAUUUUCCCCUAAUGAUUUUUGGGGUUCAUAAAUAUAUCAGAUGAGAUCUCUUGUAAGCAAUUAUUUGUUGAUAAUAUGACAGUGAAGAUUGGUUGGUGUGGUAAACUAUUUAUCAGUUUUUUUCUUUAA
Messenger RNA from Medicago truncatula (barrel medic), 2177 nucleotides. RefSeq names its product putative serine/threonine-protein kinase. Gene Ontology annotation, biological process: protein phosphorylation. Gene Ontology annotation, molecular function: ATP binding; protein kinase activity. The record is from RefSeq and is a predicted model, not a curated record. Bases 758 to 1897 code for a protein of 379 amino acids. The transcript has 8 exons. NCBI's taxonomy places the organism in Eukaryota, Viridiplantae, Streptophyta, Magnoliopsida, Fabales, Fabaceae.